Pyricularia grisea is the source of this 1796-nucleotide messenger RNA. RefSeq lists its product as uncharacterized. The transcript has 2 exons. The record is from RefSeq and is a predicted model, not a curated record. Lineage: Eukaryota; Fungi; Ascomycota; Sordariomycetes; Magnaporthales; Pyriculariaceae. Bases 145 to 1428 code for a protein of 427 amino acids.
CUGUACACUCCCAUCGUAUUGGGUUUUGGUUUUCCAAUCCGUCCCUUCCUUCCAGUAUCUCCCCUAGAACCAUUUGGUCUCAUCAAUAAUAAGUUAGCCAUCCGAACCUGCAGCAGUCAGUCAACCAUAACGCGAGCUGCAACAAUGGCUGGCACUCACAGGAGUCUCUCUAUGCACCCUGACGUGGCAAACGAGUCGGAACUCAGCAUUACACGGGACCAGCACUCUCGAAAUGCGAGAAACGCCGACUACAAGGCCAUGCUAAAUGCCCGGAUUGCUGUCAGACGGACAGUUGAAUACUCACUUGCAAGCGACCAGGAGAGGGACAGGUUGCUUAAGGCCGCAAUGGCUGAGGCUUCUGCUAGAAGACUCCAAAACCGCCAGGACCAUGACUCCAAGAUGGCCGACUUCGACAACGGUAUCAGGCAAAAGAAAACCAAUGUACCCAUCAAGGCCUUCCUCGAAAGCACAGCCGCUGCAAACCGCAGAAGUCAAACCCUGCCCUCCAUGGAUCUGGGCAAACUCGCUACCCCAAGGACUCCCGCUCCACAGCAACUCUACCCCACCCCUUCUACGGUAUCCAGUACCAUCUUCCGAAGUAUCGAGACCAUCCCUCGCGGGCCUGGAAUAGAUAUUGCACCCCCGGAGCCCGUCCCAGACAUGGAACCCUCCCGGCCCCCAUUGACACGGUCUUUCGCCCGCCGCACGACAGGCAUGACAGGCAUGACAGGCAAGAAGAAAACGACAGGAGGCACAGUUCAUGCUGCGAGCAUGGCUCAGGGCUCGCCCACAUCCUCCACCUCCGCAUCUCUGUCUCCUCGUAGUAGCCAACGCACCACCACGAAACGUACCAGUGUGGUGACCAAGUCUAAGGAACCAGACUCACCGCCCUUCUCGCUGAGCAACAAUCAUGGAGACCCUGCCAGCGAUACGAGUACGGGUACCAAUGGCACUCGCCUCAAGAGAAAAGUUCCCGGCACAGAUGACGACGCCUCAAGCCCCGGCAAACGUCCCCGACCCAGCAUGGAAACCCAGUUCGAAGCACUGCGAAACGUCGUGCAAAACCUCAGUGGCCAGAUGAGCCAGCAGCGUAACAGCAUAGAGGUUUUGCAACACGGCAGCCAGCCCAGAGAUGGUGGUGGUGGCUCGCCUGUGGUUGUUUAUCAGUCGAGCAGCUUCAAUGCGCAGGUCCAAAACCUCAACCAGCUUGCCAAGGCACAGCACGAAGCGGCCCUUACCCUCAUUCAGCUGACGUACCCACGUAUGGCAGCCGCUCUCGACCGGCUAAACGAGGCAACUGAAGCAAUAGUAACCCGGGUCCGGGCAUCAGGCGUGUCUGAAGAUGAAAUUGCAUCAGAGACUGGCGAGUUCAGGAUUGCGAUGGACUGUGUUAUGGACCUACUAGAUGGUCAGAAUCGGGCCCGAUAGCUGGUGAACCUGUGUGUUUAUCCUUGCUUAUUCCGGGUCUUUUUGGAGUUUUCGUUUCACACGAGUAGUCUGAAGUAUGUUGUUUAGACUGUUGGACUGACUGGAAAGACUUGGUGUCUCGCAUCUUUUAUCGACUUUUUCCGAAGUGAGGAGUUCACAGAAAGGGAUCACAGGUACACAAGCAAGUUAUUGGGGGUUUUAUCAUACAGCAUAUUUUGGUUGCUUAUUCAAACAUAUCACAUUGCACUCAAAUCCAAGCAUUGUAUCAGCCGAAGGGCUGAAUGGACUUUUUUCAGUCCUAUGGUGGGUUGCUUACCUUCUGGUUCUAUUCCCUUUUUUGCGUCACCUCGUUGACCUUUCUUCUCAAA